Molecule: messenger RNA, 1256 nt
Organism: Hippoglossus stenolepis (Pacific halibut)
Lineage: Eukaryota; Metazoa; Chordata; Actinopteri; Pleuronectiformes; Pleuronectidae
Product: urocortin-3-like
Exons: 2
Coding region: 249-620 (123 amino acids)
Biological process (GO): hormone-mediated signaling pathway; cellular response to nutrient levels; digestion
Cellular component (GO): extracellular region
Molecular function (GO): corticotropin-releasing hormone receptor 2 binding; hormone activity
Source: RefSeq, a predicted model, not a curated record
GUGUCACAACGAAGUGCUCAUGUGGGUGAAGACAAAGUCGUGGACGAGCAGCCAGGAGUCCAGUUCAACAUCUGACGGCGUGCUGCACGGGUCACCUCUCCAGCAGCUCAACAACAAGAAGAGACAGAAGAUCCAGCAUCAGGACAUCUGAGGGUCAAGGACAAGAGAUCAUCAGCAGAGCUCUGCUUCAGUCCAGAGGAGGGACGAGGACCAACAUUUCACAGUGGUGACACUGAACAGCUCGGACCAUGAGGAGUGUGCGUGUGUGUCUGUGCCUGGCUCUGCUGCUGCCCUGGUGCGUCCAGAGUCAGAGGAGCGCUCCCUCCAAACUGGAUGAAGACACGCAGAGGGACGUGCUGGCCGUCGACAUCCUCAACCGCAGCGGCGUGCUGAACUCGCUGCUGCGGUCGGAGCAUCACAUGGUGCUGAGGCGAGCCCGAGUCCCGCGCCCGGCCUCCCAGGUGCCCAAGAGAGCCCCGCAGGGGUCCCGCUUCGCCCUGUCCCUCGACGUCCCCACCAGCAUCCUCAGCGUCCUCAUAGACCUGGCCAAGAACCAGGACAUGAGGACCAAGGCUGCGGCCAAUGCAGAACUCAUGGCACGAAUAGGCAAGAGGAAAUGAGGAGCCCCUGCGUGGGAGAGGUCUUGAUGGAGGAAUUCUCGCCCCUGCAGCACGUCGAGGCUCAGACACCUGUUUAGAAACAAAGUUAGUUCAGGUGAUACCAAGCAUCACGGUCAGUAUCUGUCCUUUAGAGCUUAGAUCUGCUUUACUUUUAUACUCCUAUUCAAUUAUGUACUAUAUCAGCUCAUUAUAAAACCCUCCAUGGACUGACUCUGGAAAUAAUGAUAACUAGAAAGGAGGAUGUAAAACAAAGUCACACAAGAGGAAACUGCAAACAAUGUCACACCAUACAACAUGAAGCUGGUCUUUUGUCUCAGAGAUUAUUCAGCCGUGGGUCGCACCGUGUGAUCAGCUUCUGAAAUCUGCUUCUUGUGUCUGCAUGUGUACAAAGAAAAGGUUGUUCAAUUAAAUCCAAUGUGAUGAUCAGUAUUUCUCUCAAGUCUAAAUUCAUUUCACCGUGCACCCUUAGUAUAAUUACAAGCAUCAGCAACCCCAUAAAAAGCACAAAUGAAUGGGUCGGAGCCAAAUGAGCCUGCGUCAGCCUCAGUGGGGCCUGAUGUGUGAUAAUGGGACAAAGAGCCACACAGGAUAUUGACCUCUGAGGGAGCAACAGACCCUUUCCCAUAAACCUUUGUU